Messenger RNA from Botrytis deweyae, 2229 nucleotides. RefSeq lists its product as uncharacterized. Bases 227 to 1915 code for a protein of 562 amino acids. The transcript is spliced from 3 exons. The record is from RefSeq and is a predicted model, not a curated record. Lineage: Eukaryota; Fungi; Ascomycota; Leotiomycetes; Helotiales; Sclerotiniaceae.
UCCAAAACAGCCAUCAAUUAUCAUUUUCAUUCUUUGUACUUUCUUUGAGUAUCGAUUUAUGGGUGUUUCAAUUGGUUUUAAUUAUGGGCACUGGUCUAUUUCCUUUGUCUUCUUUAUGCGAAACUCCUCACUGCAAAAUCUCGAAGUCCUACAUAAAUGCGACGCACAUUCUGAGGCCAUUUACAAGAAUCAUUCAAGGACUUAGCCCCAACAAUUUGCAACCAUCAUGACCGACCUAUAUCCAAUUGUCAUCCCGCCAUUUGAACAUAGAUUCAAAGCUGUCACCUAUACAUGCAGCGGAGAAGGUCUACGCAAAGAUGGUCAUUCUUACGAUCCCAACGUCGAAAAAUUCAUACCUCCCAAAGCUCAAAAGUUAGGCAAUAAUAUUGGAGCGAGACCAGCAGGUUGGUGGAAAGCCCAAUGCGCAUUCAGAGGAUUGAAACAAACUGGAUCCAUCGCCGAGUUACAGUCGAGGUUGGGAGGAGCUAAGAAAGAAAUGGAUCCAGAGCUGAAGGCCGCAGAGUCCCAAUUGAUCAAGGAUUUCAAGAAGCAAAACAAACUUGCGAGAGAUGGCGAUUGGGAUAAAUUAAAGACUGCCGAGGAAAAGGCUGAUGCUAAUCCACAAAGAUACCUCAACGAAGCGUUUCCGAAAAGUGCCACGGGAGAACUAGCAAAGCCGGAUAUUAUCAUUGUUAAGAAUGAACAUAAAGCUGCCUUAGCUGAAGCUGCGCAUAAGAUGGGAUUGGAAUCUUUGUUAGUGGAUGCCCCUCGGGUGGGUAACAAACGGCCUUCUCCAGAUCAGUGGGUAGUAGUGGGGAGAAUUACAGAUGCUGUAUUGAAUCAGAAGCGUGAGCUUGAACGGGCAGCGACUCGGCCCAAGGAAAACAUACCAAAGAAAACCCCUGGAGAUCGACCAAAACAAACAGCAAGGAAAUCUGUACCCAGUUCAGGAACGCACGACAAUGUGUUUGAUGAAAUUGGGACUCAGCAAGCACGCCCAAUACUACCACUACCACGGAGAAAACAGGGAGCUAGGAAAAUUGCUCCAAGUACUGCCACUCAUGAUAAUUUGUUCUCCGAUAGUGAUCUUCAUGGUCCUAACCUUCCGGGGCCAGCUCUUCGAGGCCCCAAAAAACAGACGGCUGUAAAGUCUACAAGUAGUACUAGCACUCAUCCAGACUUGUUCGCGGAUGAUGGUGAGGAUGAAGUCGCUCACAGACAGCCAGCCGCGAAAAGAUUACGGACAUCGGCCAGCAGCGCGCGAGCCAAUUCAAGCGCAGCUGAGUCGGAAGGUCUAUGGGAUGUUCGAGGUUCUUAUGUGGUCGAGUGCCCAGAUAUUGAGGAAGAAUGGGGAGAGAAAGACUCGGAUCUUACUCUUGACAUUUACGUGGAAAAGAAAAAUGGAAGACAUCAGAUUUUUGCAAUGUUCAAUUUUAUAGUUGUCGAGGGCAUCAUGCGAUUUGAAAGACCAACUGGUGUGCCAAGUCCGAAGAACGCUGAUAAAAAGAGAAAACGAGAAAGCACUUCUUCCAUAGAUGAGGAUGGAGAUGUUAUGAUGAGUGACGUUGCUCAAAGUGUCGCGAGUAAUAGUAAGCACAAAGAAAGUGCCUUUUUUCUUGGAGUCAACGAUAAGCCCACAGCCCGGAGCCCUACAUGGCCAUAUCGCUGGAGAGGUGAGGAGACUGGCGAAGGAGAAAUUCAAGUUGGCUCUGAUAAAAGGUUGGAGAGUAUCACCUUUGACGACAAGAACAAGUCUUUAUCAGGCACCUUCACGUGUGAUUUCGCAGGGAAAUGCAAGUUCACGGGUUUGAAGGUAAAUAACCGUCCGCAUGAUUCACGGAUUGAUCCAGAGAGUCAAUGGGAGAGCCGCAGCGAGGCUGCUUAUGAGGAGGCACUUCAGACAAGGUGGAAAUGAUGGUGAUUAUUAACAAAAGCUCUUUGCAAUUCUUCUUUGUACCACAUAACUACCGUGGUCGAUACAUUAUGAUUUCACAGGUUGUAAGAUUAAAUGCACAUAAAUACAAAUUGCAGGAUAUGAUACGGAACAUACCCGUAUAAUAAGGCCUGAAGUCAUAUCUGAAAAUCGAAGCACUUCGUACAUGAUUUGACAUCGUCCGGAAUCCGGGUUUUUGUUCUUAGCACGGCCCCUGCAAUAAAAAAAGACCCGUCUGAGUGCCGAGUAGUCGAGAUAAUUAUUAAGUGACAGAUAGAGAGAAGUGGAUCUAGUGA